AAGUGAAGAUGAGUCGCAGGGGUCUAAAGCUGUAUUAUGACUUCAUGUCCCAACCAUCCCGAGCGCUGUACAUCUUUCUGGAGACAAACAAAAUACCUUACACACGAUGCCCGAUCGCUCUGCGAAAAUUCGAAAACAAAACGGAUCAGUACCGUGCCAACGUGAACCGCUUCGGAAAGGUACCGUGCAUCGCGGAGAACGGCGACUUUCGACUGGCGGAGAGCGUAGCAAUCUAUCGUUAUCUGGCUCGCGAAUAUGAUGCUGCGUCCCACUGGUAUCCGCUCGGCGAUUCGCUACGCCAGGCCCGGAUCGAUGAGUACCUCUCCUGGCAGCACCUGAACGUGCGGGCCGCCGUCUCACUCUAUUUCUUCUACGUUUGGCUGGGCCCGCUAACGGGAAAAAACGUUGAACCGACCAAAGCGGAUCGCUUGCGGCAGCGAAUGGUCGAAGUACUGAACUUCUUCGAGCAGGAGUUGCUGCAGGAUGGUCCGAGUGGACCAUCGAUAACCGGUGGCGGUAUCACCGUGGCCGAUCUGUCUGCGGCGUGUGAAAUCGAACAGGCCAAGGUUGCCGGCUAUGAUCCCUGUGCCGAUCGGCCGCGUAUGGCACAGUGGAUGGCCACCGUCCGCGCGGCCACGAAUCCAUUCUACGAUGAGGCACAUCGGACCGUGUACUGGCUUACACCGGAACACAUCCAGACCCCAGCGGUACCGGAAGACACCUGA
Molecule: messenger RNA, 725 nt
Organism: Anopheles cruzii
Lineage: Eukaryota; Metazoa; Arthropoda; Insecta; Diptera; Culicidae
Product: glutathione S-transferase theta-2-like
Exons: 2
Coding region: 9-725 (238 amino acids)
Biological process (GO): glutathione metabolic process
Cellular component (GO): cytoplasm
Molecular function (GO): glutathione transferase activity
Source: RefSeq, a predicted model, not a curated record